Messenger RNA from Saccostrea cuccullata (small rock oyster), 2122 nucleotides. RefSeq lists its product as uncharacterized. The record is from RefSeq and is a predicted model, not a curated record. Gene Ontology annotation, molecular function: zinc ion binding. The transcript is spliced from 4 exons. The coding region runs from base 1 to 1599 and encodes 532 amino acids. Lineage: Eukaryota; Metazoa; Mollusca; Bivalvia; Ostreida; Ostreidae.
AUGGCGACGAACUAUCAGCAUUUACAGUGCGCCGAUCUAAAGACUAUAUUGAAAUCAAAAGGUAUUCCGUUUUCUAAUAUAAAUAAGAAAGACUUGAUUGAUUUAUGCGAGGGAGCAGAGGCGUUAAAUUUGCCAGAUAUCGGUCACAAUGAUGGUGAUAUUCAGGCCUCCAUUAGAAGAAGAACGGUCCGUGGAAAAACAUAUCCACACCCAUAUCAUGAUGAUAGCAUCGCUUGGACUCCGAAUCUUGCCAUUAUUCCCUCUAUAGAUGCUUUUGACGUGUCGUCUUUUCUACAAAACUACUGUGGUUGGUCUGUAGAACGAUUACGGAAUAGGAAAUCCGACAGUGGAUACAAGCUUCAUUGCUCUGGUCACAUCUAUGAUAUCGUGAAGACCUGUUUCAUUAAGGGAAAGUGUGUUCCUGAAACAAGGCAGUCGAAUGAUCCCUAUAUUCCAUGGAUUCUGGUUGAAAAGUCAGGACAUAUAUUUUCAGCAGAAUGCACGUGUGUUGCAGGGGAUGGGUCCUGCAAACAUGUUGCCGCCCUCCUAUUUGGCAUUAUUGAUCACGUCACAUCCAUGGAAGACCGAGGUACCAUCGGUGUCACAGAUACCGCAGCAUAUUGGAAUAAACCAAGAAAAGUAUGCAGGCCAGUAGCUGUUCAUGACUUGGAUAUCAGGAUUGACACGAAUGUACCAGAUAGACCACGACCGUCGGAAGAUUCUGGAUAUUUGCCACUUCAGCCAUCAGUUUUGGAUUUAAAGUCUUUAGAGAAGAAUAUUAUUCAAGUACUUAAAAAAAGCAAUACACCAGCAGUGGCCUUGUAUACACUUUCGGAUUCUGAUGAUGAAAAUGAUGUAUCUAUGGGUAUUGAGGACACACCUAAAAAUAUUAUUGAUCUAAUUUCUAUACAUGGUCAAGAAAAUUUAAAAGUAGACGAUUCUUAUGUUAAAAAAGUAAAUGAAUUCACAAAAGGGCAAUCGAUUAACCUUAUGUGGCAGUACCAGAGAAAAGGUAGACUGACUGCUUCAAACUUCUUCAAUGCCUAUCACUACAGAGGUAACAAAGCAGACAACUACAUUGUAAGAAGUAUUAUGGGUCAGUAUCAUUUCACCUCAAAAUCAGUCGAAUAUGGAAAACGAAAUGAAUCUGUUGCUCGAGAGAAAUAUGCUGAUCACAUGACAAGUUGUCAUCCUUCAUUUAAGUGUUCAGAGACAGGAAUCUAUGUUUACAAAGAUUUCCCUUUCUUCGCUGCAUCCCCUGAUGGCAUUUCUGAAUGCAAGUGUUGUAGAAAAGGACUUGUUGAAAUUAAAUGCCCUUACAGUUCUAGAAAUGAAACAUCUCAGGUUGCUAUGUCAAAAAAUUCAUCAUGUGCAAUUGUCAAUGGAAAUUAUGAAUUGAAAAAGAAUCUGUCUUCCCCAUUUUAUGUCCAAAUGCUUGGUCAAAUGGCAGUAUGCAGGUUUUCGCAUUGUGAUUUUGUUUUGUAUACUCAAAAAGAUAUCUAUGUAGAGAGAAUUCAUUUCUCAAAAGCAAAUUGGAAAUUGUUAUUUGCUAAGCUUAAAAGAUUUUAUGUGCAGUACGUUUUGCCAAACUUAGUUUGAGUAUAUCAUGUACAUGAAUGUAUCUACAUCACAUGAAUAUACCAUGAAUUAGGCUAAAAUUAAAAAUAUGUUUGUUUGCCAUUUACCGACCAAGAUUUUAAGGAAUGGGUAGGUAGGUAGGAAAAAUAUAUAUUUUUUUUUCUUCUUGACUUCAAAUUAAAUUACAUGUACUAUUAAAAAAAAUCAAUAUAUUUAUGUACAUAUUCUUUGUUAUUGGAACUCAUGCUUCAUGAAACAAAAUGAACUAAUACAUUUGGAAAUUUUUAUUGACAAUAAAAAAAUUUGUAAUUGAAAAGUGAAGUAAAAUAUUUUGUGUCGGGCUACUUUUCAUAAGUCGAUAGGUUAAGGACAAACAAACACAAUUUUAAUAUUUGGCCUUAGUCAGGUACCUUGACUAUUGUAGUUGUAAUACUUUUCAGAAUUGAAGGUGAUGUAUGUCAGAUCAACUCAUUUUGAAUAUUUUUUGUUCUGUCAUAAGAAAUUUUUAAAGUUGAAUUUUUAAAGUUGUUAGAAUUUAUUUAUU